Messenger RNA from Peromyscus eremicus (cactus mouse), 2099 nucleotides. RefSeq names its product chaperonin containing TCP1 subunit 3 (gene Cct3). Gene Ontology annotation, biological process: protein folding. NCBI's taxonomy places the organism in Eukaryota, Metazoa, Chordata, Mammalia, Rodentia, Cricetidae. The transcript has 14 exons. Bases 242 to 1879 code for a protein of 545 amino acids. Gene Ontology annotation, molecular function: ATP binding; ATP hydrolysis activity; ATP-dependent protein folding chaperone. Gene Ontology annotation, cellular component: chaperonin-containing T-complex. The record is from RefSeq and is a predicted model, not a curated record.
CUCAUCGUGCCCUCUCCAUCUAACUUGCCUUACCUUUCUUGCGUAGAGGGCGGGGCUAAUACUGUCGAUUGGUCGAUGUUCGUGCCAAUCAAUGAGAUGGGUUUAGUGAUUGGCGGCACUUCCGAGGGUAGCAGGUUUCUGUGUCAGUCCUGAGGAGGUAGCGUUUUCCUCGCUGCUCUUCUCUCCAGAAGGUUCUGCCGGUUCCCCCAGCUCUGGGUACUGGGCUCUGCAUCGUGCCGCCAUGAUGGGCCACCGUCCAGUGCUCGUGCUCAGUCAGAAUACAAAGCGUGAAUCUGGAAGAAAAGUUCAGUCCGGGAAUAUCAAUGCUGCUAAGACAAUUGCAGACAUCAUCCGGACAUGUUUGGGACCUAAAUCUAUGAUGAAGAUGCUUUUGGACCCAAUGGGAGGCAUCGUGAUGACCAAUGAUGGCAAUGCCAUUCUUCGAGAGAUUCAAGUCCAGCAUCCAGCAGCCAAGUCCAUGAUUGAAAUUAGCAGGACCCAGGAUGAAGAGGUUGGAGAUGGGACCACAUCAGUAAUUAUCCUUGCAGGAGAAAUGCUGUCUGUGGCCGAGCACUUUCUGGAGCAGCAGAUGCACCCAACAGUGGUGAUCAGUGCUUACCGCAUGGCACUGGAUGACAUGAUCAGCACUCUGAAGAAAAUCAGUACCCCUGUUGAUGUCAAUAACCGUGAUGUAAUGCUGAACAUCAUCAAUAGCUCUAUUACUACAAAAGUCAUCAGUCGGUGGUCCUCUUUGGCAUGCAAUAUAGCCCUGGAUGCUGUCAAGACUGUGCAGUUUGAAGAGAAUGGCCGAAAGGAAAUUGACAUCAAGAAGUAUGCAAGAGUGGAAAAGAUCCCUGGGGGCAUCAUUGAAGACUCGUGUGUCCUUCGUGGAGUCAUGAUUAACAAGGAUGUGACCCACCCACGCAUGCGCCGCUAUAUCAAGAACCCUCGGAUUGUGCUACUGGACUCUUCUCUGGAGUACAAGAAAGGAGAAAGCCAGACUGACAUUGAGAUUACACGAGAGGAGGAUUUCACGCGGAUUCUGCAGAUGGAAGAAGAGUACAUCCAGCAGCUGUGUGAUGACAUUAUCCAACUGAAGCCUGACGUGGUCAUCACAGAGAAGGGCAUCUCAGAUUUAGCUCAGCACUACCUCAUGCGGGCCAAUGUCACAGCCAUUCGCAGAGUCCGGAAGACAGAUAAUAAUCGCAUUGCUAGAGCCUGUGGAGCACGGAUAGUCAGCCGACCAGAGGAACUGAGGGAAGAAGAUGUUGGCACAGGUGCAGGCCUAUUGGAAAUCAAGAAAAUUGGAGAUGAGUACUUCACAUUCAUCACUGAGUGCAAAGACCCAAAGGCCUGCACCAUUCUUCUUCGAGGAGCCAGCAAGGAGAUACUGUCGGAAGUAGAACGCAACCUCCAGGAUGCCAUGCAAGUGUGCCGAAACGUUCUUCUGGACCCUCAGUUGGUGCCUGGUGGUGGAGCCUCGGAGAUGGCUGUGGCCCAUGCCUUGACAGAAAAAUCUAAGGCCAUGACUGGCGUGGAACAAUGGCCAUAUAGAGCUGUGGCCCAAGCUUUAGAGGUCAUCCCUCGUACCUUGAUCCAGAACUGUGGGGCCAGUACCAUUCGUCUACUUACCUCCCUUCGGGCCAAGCACACACAGGAGAGUUGUGAGACCUGGGGUGUCAACGGUGAGACUGGUACCCUGGUGGACAUGAAAGAGCUGGGUAUAUGGGAGCCGUUGGCUGUGAAGCUACAGACGUACAAAACCGCAGUGGAGACUGCAGUUCUGCUUCUGCGGAUUGAUGACAUUGUCUCUGGCCACAAGAAGAAGGGUGAUGACCAGAGCCGGCAAAGCAGUGCUCCAGAUGCUGGCCAGGAGUGAGUGGUGAGCAAGGUGACUUCAGUGUGCAGAACCAGCAGUCUCCCCUUUCCUGAGCCAGAGUUCCAGGAACACUGUGGACAUCUUUGUUUGCAAAGGAUCAAGUUGAGGGGCAGCCCCAGUCUGUCCCAUCUCAGUUUGCAAAAAGCACUGACAUGUAUCUCUUCUCUAUUGUAAGCUUUCCAUUUAGUUUGCUUCCAAUGAUUAAAUCUAAGUCAUUUGA